This is a messenger RNA of Annulohypoxylon truncatum, 767 nucleotides long. RefSeq names its product ribosomal L29e protein family-domain-containing protein. Gene Ontology annotation, biological process: cytoplasmic translation. Gene Ontology annotation, cellular component: ribosome; cytosolic large ribosomal subunit. The record is from RefSeq and is a predicted model, not a curated record. The transcript has 5 exons. Gene Ontology annotation, molecular function: structural constituent of ribosome. NCBI's taxonomy places the organism in Eukaryota, Fungi, Ascomycota, Sordariomycetes, Xylariales, Hypoxylaceae. The coding region runs from base 140 to 337 and encodes 65 amino acids.
CGUGGCGGGCAGAUGUUGCGAUCAACUGUUAGCAAGUGGGAAGUGACUAGGAAUUAGGAACUUCUUACUUUUAACUGAUAGCAACAACCUUCGUCGAUUUCCGUGUCUCUCCAAACAAACCGACACCAACCUAGUCGCAAUGGCGAAAUCCAAGAACUCGUCGCAGCACAAUCAGUCGCGCAAGGCUCACCGUAACGGUAUCAAGAAGCCCAAGACCAACCGUUAUCCGUCUCUGAAGGGAACAGACCCCAAGUUCCGACGAAACCACAGACAUGCCCUACACGGCACCAUGAAAGCCAUUAAAGAGUUCAAGGAGGGCAAGCGAGAGACGGCAUAAAGUGGUUUACAUCAAAUUCCAAGACACGACAUCGCGAUUGCGCAUCAGGGCAAAAUUCGGGGACACUCAGGCAUGAUCAUGGAGUCAAGGUUAUGCAUUUGCUGCUUGUAUCCAGGCACGCUCUUCUACGGCGAAGAUGAAGGGGUAACCAAAUGAAGUUACGUUCGCCAAACCAGUCUCUUGUGUUUGUCCAUUCCCUGCUUCGAACUAGUCUAGAUCGCCCGUGAUGAACAAAACAAACCCAACAACGGCAUAUGUGUGUACAGCUCUAGGCCAUUCCCAUGCCUAUCUGCUGAAGGAUGUUUCUUCUCGUGCCGAGAGUGAUCUGCCCGUCUAUUACCAAACACCCGUGCUUCGAGUUGCUCUAAGGCGAGGGUGCAUGGAGGCUCGGCAACAUUCCUAGUUGUCCUAUUCUGUUCCUAUUCUGUUC